This is a messenger RNA of Phascolarctos cinereus (koala), 1449 nucleotides long. It is a transcript of the gene PRMT1, whose product is annotated as protein arginine methyltransferase 1. NCBI's taxonomy places the organism in Eukaryota, Metazoa, Chordata, Mammalia, Diprotodontia, Phascolarctidae. Gene Ontology annotation, biological process: peptidyl-arginine methylation, to asymmetrical-dimethyl arginine; chromatin remodeling. Gene Ontology annotation, cellular component: nucleus. The record is from RefSeq and is a predicted model, not a curated record. Gene Ontology annotation, molecular function: protein-arginine omega-N monomethyltransferase activity; histone methyltransferase activity; protein-arginine omega-N asymmetric methyltransferase activity.
AAAGGAGGCCCCGGGGGAGCCGCGGGCGGGGGGCGAGUUGGGGGGAGAGAAGAUGGCGGCGGCAGCCGAGGCCACGAACUGCAUCAUGGAGAGUUUUGUGGCCACCUUGGCUAAUGGGAUGAGCCUCCAGCCUCCACUUGAAGAAGUGUCCUGUGCACAGCCCGAGAGCAGUGAGAAGCCCAACGCGGAGGACAUGACGUCCAAGGAUUAUUAUUUCGACUCCUACGCCCACUUUGGCAUCCAUGAGGAGAUGCUCAAGGACGAGGUGCGGACGCUCACUUACCGCAAUUCCAUGUUCCACAACCGGCACUUGUUCAAGGACAAGGUGGUGCUGGACGUGGGCUCGGGCACCGGCAUCCUCUGCAUGUUUGCCGCCAAAGCUGGGGCCCGGAAGGUCAUUGGGAUUGAGUGUUCUAGCAUCUCGGACUAUGCGGUCAAGAUUGUCAAGGCCAACAAGCUUGACCACGUGGUGACCAUCAUCAAAGGGAAGGUGGAGGAGGUGGAGCUGCCCGUAGACAAGGUGGACGUGAUCAUCAGCGAGUGGAUGGGCUACUGCCUCUUCUAUGAAUCCAUGCUCAACACUGUCUUACAUGCCCGAGACAAGUGGCUGGCCCCCGAUGGGCUCAUCUUCCCUGACCGGGCAACACUGUACGUGACGGCCAUCGAGGACCGGCAGUACAAAGACUAUAAGAUUCACUGGUGGGAGAACGUCUACGGCUUUGACAUGUCCUGCAUCAAGGACGUUGCCAUCAAGGAGCCUCUCGUGGACGUGGUGGACCCCAAGCAGCUGGUGACUAAUGCCUGUUUGAUCAAGGAGGUGGACAUCUACACAGUGCGCGUGGACGACCUGACCUUCACCUCGCCCUUCUGUCUGCAAGUGAAGAGGAAUGAUUAUGUCCACGCCCUGGUCGCCUACUUCAACAUCGAGUUCACCCGUUGCCACAAGCGCACGGGCUUCUCCACAAGCCCUGAAUCCCCUUAUACGCACUGGAAGCAGACGGUCUUCUACAUGGAGGAUUACCUCACAGUGAAGACAGGCGAGGAGAUCUUUGGCACCAUUGGCAUGCGGCCCAAUGCCAAGAACAAUCGAGACCUCGACUUCACCAUUGACCUGGACUUCAAAGGCCAGCUGUGUGAGCUCUCAUGCUCCACUGACUACCGGAUGCGCUGAGCUGGCCUCGUGGGCCAUUGCUGUGGGCCCCGGCCCCAGCCGGCUCACCCGUUCCGGGCCUCCCCAGGGAGCCAGCCGCCACCCUCGGGGCCCAGAGGGCCAGCUUGAUGGUUUGAGGGCCCCCUAUAGCCCUUUCCCCUGUCCUCUGUCCUCCACCCCCAAGCCCUGGCUCCCUCCUGUGGGUGAGUGAGGGGCCCAGGGGCGACAUCGUGACUGUGUUUUUUCAUAACUUAUGUUUUUAUAUGGUUGCAUUCAUGACAAUAAAUCGUCAGCUGGGA